ACAACAAUAUGGAUUGCAAUUUUUAGGCAUAACAUUAGGUAAUCACUUUAUAAAUAUUUUUGGACUCCAUAAAUUAAUUUAACAUGAGGUAAACUCUCCAUAAAUGUUUCUGUACUGGAUGAAUUAAUUAUCAACUUGGGACAAGAAUCCUGGCUUCUUCUCUUCUUGUGUCAUGCUCAGUUGAUGACCUUGAAUUUUAAUUUUGUUAGUGAUCUAUGCCAUAGGUGUUAGCCCUGAGGUUGACUCAGUAUUACCUUGUGAUAUUUUUUUAAACUCCUCACUAAUCCUUGCAAAAAACUAAUGGGAGAAACAGACUUCAUGGCUUACCUUGUGCUCUGCUAAGACACUCAGUCAAAUUUAUUGUGCUAGGAUGAUUAUGGUGUCACAAGGUGAAAGAACUUCUGCCAGCAUUUUAAAUUGUUUGCUAUUCUGUCAGACUAUGUGAUGGGAUAUAUUGUGUAUGAGUUGUGUUUCAGAUAAAGUGUGUAAUUGUUAAACCAGUUGCUACUGUCACUGUUAAUGUUGGAACCGAAUGUAAGGACACUGUUGCUGAAGUGGUGAUAUUACUUGAGGGAAUUUGUCAUUUCCCUUUGUCCUACUACUUAGCCUUCAGUAUAUAUAGAGUGGAUUAAAUUAUUCCUAUACAAGGUUGUGACAAGAAUAUCAUGGGGUUCAAAACUCUGUGCUUUGGACUGACUUUGAUUCUCUUUGCUUAUUAUAUUUAUACACCGUUACCAGAAAACAUUGAAGAACCUUGGAAAGUAGGGGUCAUCGAUGCUCUUAUAAAAACUACUUCUCUUACGGCUACAUUAUUGGAAAAUAUGGGUCUUAUUAGAUAUGCGGAAUUUUUUUCCAUGUUACUGAAAUUGGACCAUACAGUACUAAUUUCAGAUGAAAACAUUACAGUGAUGGAUACAAAGUUUACUGACAUUCCAGUGUGUUUGUACUUGCCAAAGAAGAAGUCAGAAAGCCAGAGACGGGCUGUAAUUUUUAUUCAUGGUGGUGCCUUUGUUAUGGGAAGUUGCAGGCAGACGGCUUAUGACUUCCUGAAUAGAUGGACAGCAAAUAAACUUGGUGCUGUUGUUGUGGGAAUAGACUAUAGGCUAGCUCCUCAAUAUCAAUUUCCUGUUCCCCUUGAAGAUGUCAUUUCUGUGGUCAGAUUCUUUCUACAGGAUAACAUUCUUGCAAAAUAUGGAGUGGAUCCUUCCCGAAUCUGUAUUUCAGGUGAUAGUUCUGGGGGUACAUUGGCAGCAAAAGUUACUCAACUGGUACAAAAUGAUCCAGAAUUCAAAAAUAAAAUUAAGGCACAAGUUUUAAUUUACCCUGGCUUGCAGGUGGUGGAUGUUUUAAUGCCCUCUUACCGACAAAAUGAGCAUGGUCCGAUUCUGUCAAGGGAUAUGGCAAUUAAAAUGGGAUGCCUGUACUUGACCAAGGAUAAAGCACUGCCCCAAGCAGUGAGAGAAAAUCAACAUAUGCCCCAUGGAUCAAGACAUCUGUUCAAGUUGGUUAACUGGAGUACUCUUCUUCCUGAAAAAUAUAGAAGGAAUCACAUAUAUACUGAACCAAUUAUUGGGAAGCUUAACUCUUCGUAUCCAGUACUUUUGGGUAGCAGGUUAUCACCCUUGUUAGUCACUGAUUCCCAAUUAGAAAAAUUGCCACUAACUUAUAUCAUCACCUGUGAACAUGAUAUCCUAAGAGAUGAUGGACUUGUAUAUGUCUCACGACUUCGAAAUGCUGCAGUUAACGUUUCUCAUGACCACAUAGAGGAUGGGAUCCAUGGAGCACUUUUUUUCAUGACAACACCAUUUUACUUACGUGUAGGCAUUAGAAUAAGUGAUAAAUAUAUUAAUUGGCUUGAAGAAAAUCUAUAAAUAGUACAUGUAGCUAGCUAAUUAUUUAGUAAUAUAAUCCAAAGGUUAUAUUUGAAAGUUUGUGACUUUAAGGAACAGAACAAUGAUAUUCUUUUUGAAUAAAUGUAAGUUUAAAAGCAAAGAUUACUGUGUACCUUUGAACAAGUUACUUAAUUUCCCUAAACUUGGAUCUUAAUAAAUGUAGAGAUUCACUGUA
Messenger RNA from Acinonyx jubatus (cheetah), 2067 nucleotides. Its product is annotated as arylacetamide deacetylase-like 2. Gene Ontology annotation, molecular function: carboxylic ester hydrolase activity. NCBI's taxonomy places the organism in Eukaryota, Metazoa, Chordata, Mammalia, Carnivora, Felidae. The transcript is spliced from 5 exons. Gene Ontology annotation, cellular component: membrane. Bases 666 to 1871 code for a protein of 401 amino acids. The record is from RefSeq and is a predicted model, not a curated record.